AUGCAAGACAGUAAUUUCCUGCUUUCUGCCCUGCAACCCGAGGCAGGGGUCUGCUCCUUAGCCCUGCCCUCUGACUUGCAGCUGGACCAGAAGAACAAGGAGGCCAUGGAAGCAGAGCGGGAACGACUGAAGGUAGCCCGGGUGCAGGAGCAGGUCCGGGCCAGGAUGCUCCAGCUGGGUCAGCCUUCGAGAAUCAACGGCUCCCUGGCCAGCACCCUGAUGGAUUCCGCAACCAGCACAGGUGUCUCCAGAGGUCAAUACCACACAAUGCAGUCUGGUGCUGGCUUCAGCUCUCGAUCCCAGGGCAUGAGCAUGGACAAGGCCUCGACUUUCCGGCCCAUCUCCAAGCCAGCAUAUGGGACCACAGCCUGGUCCUCACGCUCUGCUGUGGACCUAAGCUGCAGCCGGAGGUUGAGCUCUGUGCACAAUGGGGGCACCUCCUACGGGUCCACAGGCUACAUGGGGGCCCAGCCUGCAGUCCCAGCAGCACCCCGGCCUGUCUCCUACCAUGACCGUGGGGGCCCCGGCCCCAGGGCUGACUAUGACACUCUGAGCCUGCGUUCUCUGCGCCUGGUGGGGGGGCCCCCCGGAGGUCUGGAUGACCGCUACAGUGUGGUGUCUGAGCAGCUCGAGCCUCCAGGAGGGGCUUCCUAUAGGGCCUUCAAUUAUGAGCGACAGCUGAGCUCAGCCUCCAGCCGUGCAGGGGGACUGGACUGGUCUGAAGCCGCAGAUGGAGCCCCUGGCCGGACCAUCCGAGCCCCAGCCAUGCGGACCCUGCAGCGUUUCCAGAGCAGCCACCGCAGCCGGGGGACAGCCUCGGUGGGAACUGGUGGAGGCCUGGAGCAUGUGGCCCGAGCCCCCUCAGUCCGCAGCCUCAGCCUCAGUCUGGCUGACUCUGGACACCUGCCUGAUGUGCGGGGCCUGGACAGCUAUGGGGGUCACCGCACUCUACAACGUCUCAGCAGCGGCUUUGAUGACAUUGACCUUCCCUCAGCUGUGAAGUACCUCAUGGCCUCAGACCCCAACCUGCAGGUGCUGGGAGCUGCCUACAUCCAGCAUAAGUGUUACAGCGAUGCAGCAGCCAAGAAACAGGCCCGCAGCCUCCAGGCUGUGCCAAAACUGGUGAAACUCUUCAACCACGCCAACCAGGAGGUCCAGAGGCAUGCGACAGGGGCCACAAGGAACCUCAUCUAUGACAAUGCUGACAACAAGCUGGCCCUGGUGGAGGAGAAUGGCAUCUUUGAGCUGCUGAGGACGCUACGGGAACAGGACGAUGAGCUGCGCAAGAAUGUCACGGGAAUUCUGUGGAACCUGUCAUCUAGUGACCACCUAAAGGACCGCCUGGCCCGAGAUACCCUGGAGCAGCUGACGGACCUGGUGCUGAGCCCCCUCUCAGGCUCCGGGGGGCCUCCCCUUAUUCAGCAGAAUGCCUCUGAGGCUGAGAUCUUCUAUAACGCCACAGGCUUCCUCAGGAACCUGAGUUCAGCCUCCCAGGCCACACGGCAGAGGAUGCGAGAGUGCCAUGGCCUGGUGGAUGCCCUGGUCACCUACAUCCACCACGCCCUGGACGUGGGCAAGUGUGAGGACAAGAGCGUGGAGAAUGCUGUGUGUGUGCUCAGAAACCUCUCCUACCGCCUGUAUGACGAGAUGCCACCAUCAGCACUCCAGAGGCUAGAGGGCCGAGGCCGUGGGGAAGCUGGGGCCGGGAGGCCCGGGGAGGUUGUUGGCUGCUUCACACCCCAGAGCAGGAAGCUGCGGGAGCUGCCCCUGGCGACAGAUGCAUUGACUUUUGCUGAGGUGUCCAAGGAUCCCAAGGGGCUGGAGUGGCUCUGGAGCCCCCAGAUUGUGGGUCUCUACAACCGACUCCUUCAACGGUGUGAGCUGAACAAACACACGACAGAGGCUGCUGCCGGAGCCCUGCAGAACAUCACUGCUGGGGACCGAAGGUGGGCAGGCGUGCUGAGCCGCCUAGCCCUGGAGCAGGAACGCAUCUUAAAUCCCUUGUUGGACCGAGUACGGACAGCUGACCAUCACCAGCUGCGCUCCCUCACUGGCCUCAUCCGGAAUCUGUCACGGAAUGCCCGGAACAAGGAUGAGAUGUCCACCAAGGUAGUCAGUCAUCUGAUUGAGAAACUGCCAGGGAGUGUUGGGGAAAAGCCGCCUCCGGCAGACGUGCUGGUCAACAUCAUAGCAGUGCUUAACAACUUGGUGGUGGCCAGUCCCAUAGCUGCCCGAGACCUCCUCUACUUUGACGGCCUUCGAAAGCUCAUCUACAUCAAGAAAAAGCGGGACGGGCCUGACAGCGAGAAGUCCUCUCGGGCAGCCUCUAGCCUUUUGGCCAACAUGUGGCAGUACAGCAAACUCCACCGGGAUUUCCGGGCGAAAGGCUAUCGGAAGGAGGAUUUCCUGGGUCCAUAAAUAACCUGAAGAGGAAGAGGCGUAUGGUGGGGGAGGGAACUAAUGAGAGAAUCCCUCCCCCACUGCUUCCUGGGACUAUCUUGGCUCAGCUCUGCCCUCACCUCUUGGCCCCUGGCCCUGUCUCCUUGGACCAGCCUAGGUCUGACCUCUUGGCCCCCACUGCUGUUUUGGGUGGGGUGCUGAAGCAGGUUGACUGCUUACAGAAUGGGCAGAGGGGGUACGCAC
Messenger RNA from Trichosurus vulpecula (common brushtail), 2643 nucleotides. It is a transcript of the gene PKP3, whose product is annotated as plakophilin 3. Lineage: Eukaryota; Metazoa; Chordata; Mammalia; Diprotodontia; Phalangeridae. Gene Ontology annotation, cellular component: nucleus; adherens junction; cytoplasm. The coding region runs from base 1 to 2418 and encodes 805 amino acids. The transcript has 13 exons. Gene Ontology annotation, molecular function: cadherin binding. The record is from RefSeq and is a predicted model, not a curated record. Gene Ontology annotation, biological process: cell-cell adhesion; cell-cell junction assembly.